Anopheles funestus (African malaria mosquito) is the source of this 3357-nucleotide messenger RNA. RefSeq names its product probable ATP-dependent RNA helicase DHX35. The transcript has 4 exons. The record is from RefSeq and is a predicted model, not a curated record. The coding region runs from base 1252 to 3312 and encodes 686 amino acids. Gene Ontology annotation, cellular component: catalytic step 2 spliceosome; intracellular anatomical structure. Gene Ontology annotation, molecular function: ATP hydrolysis activity; RNA binding. Lineage: Eukaryota; Metazoa; Arthropoda; Insecta; Diptera; Culicidae.
AAUUAGUUUCUUCAAAUUCAUCAUUUAAUAAACAUAAACUAAUCAAACAUCAUUAUUUUUAAUACAAAUAAAAGAGCUGGAUGGCUGACUCCAUUUCUACUUUUGAACCUUCCAUGAUAUACGCACAAGCGAACUGUCAUCCGGCAUCGAGUGUUUUAUAUCUUUUCUAAUUUCAGUUCGCGUUUUUGGUUACUUCGUGCGUUGUGCGCUUGCAAAUUCCGUGUGAUAUCCAGUUUUCGGAUACAUUAAUACUAUUCUACUCGAUGUUGUUAUAAGUUUAAGUUGUUCUCAACGUUCUCGCUCUCCCGUUUUGUGAAAAAGCAUGAGCGCAGUGAGGAAAAGUGCAAGUUAAUCGCAUCUCUCCAAAGUGUACACAACAUGCCUACCCCAACGCCAUCAGGUGUGUUUUGAAGUGGCAGUGAAGCUUAUCGACCCGACGAACGCACAAGGAAAGCCGCCCGCAAACGAACCAAGCAGCAAUUGCCAACCGUCUGCUGGUGAUCCAUGCGUGAAACUCGUUUACAGCCGUUGAAAAAGGCAAACGUUUCGAGCUGAUAGUGAAAAGAUUCGCCAAAGGGGUGAAACAUUUACGCGAACGCAAUCGGUGUACAUCACAUACCAACCCCAAGUGCACAACAUUCAGCCCCCGUGUGUAUGGCGGACGCUUAAGAACGCGAGUCCGAAAUCACCCUUCUGCUUGAAACGCAAACACAAAAAGAGUAGAGGAACGAAAUCGACUCGCGAAGAAAAUCCCGCUGACCUACAAACGGAAAGCACAGUAGUACGUCUUGUACGUUGGAGGGGCCGGUUCCGUUUCGCCUUGAGCAACGAAGUGAACCGUUCCCGCACGGAAUUUGUGUGCGUGUGUGUCUUGGAGCAAGUGCAAUUCAGUUUUGUAUUUCAUGCCAUCACCGUACACGACCCGCGAACAUAGCUGUCGCGUGACAUCAUCGAUAGUGAACCGACGCGAAAAUAAACAUUCGCCCUCAUCCGAAACAACGCUCGCUUGACGCUACCCCGAACCAAGGUUAAAAGUGUGUCCAGUUGCCCGUAAUGAGCCGUAAUAGAUUUGUCUGCCGCCACCUUCUACACGGCUGAAUCAGCGUGAAAUUUGGGACGCCAGAGGCAAGAGGCAUCCGAUUCUAUAGCAACCAGCGAAACAUCAACAACGCUCCCAUUACUGGGUUCCCUUCGAAACCCCCGCCUACUACCUGUACAACCAGCAAAACACUGCUCGCAUCUCGGUGGAUUAUGAGUGCGAGCCGAUUUCCAAAGUUCCUCAAACCGGAUGACGAAUCGUUUGCAUCGGAACGCGACGCGGCACCAGCGGAUGAUCACGUAACGUCGUUCGUCUUCAACGCCCACCAGUCGCUUAAUCUUGCAGCGCAGCGCGAACGUCUGCCGAUACGUCAGUACCGUGACCAGAUUCUGUACUGUCUCGAGCACUACCAAACGCUCGUGCUGGUCGGUGAAACCGGAUCCGGCAAAAGCACACAAGUACCGCAGUAUUUGUACGAGUUUGGAUGGCAUACAAAAGGAUUGAUCGGUAUCACCGAACCCCGCCGCAUAUCGGCCAUUACCCUUGCCGACCGUGUCGCCACGGAACGGGGUGAACUGUGCGGCGAGUCGGUCGGUGUGUCGAUCCGGUUCAUCUCAAAAUGUGAUCCCGGGCAGACGAAAAUCAAGUACAUGACCGAGGGCAUACUGCUGCGUGAGAUGUUGGCCGACCCAUUACUAACGCAGUACGCCGUCAUUAUGGUGGACGAAGCGCACGAACGCAACACGCUAACCGAUACCGCGCUGGGACUGCUGAAAAAGAUUGCUCGGAAGCGUUCCGGUUUGAAGAUCAUCAUUUCCUCGGCCACCGUAGAUGCGGAAUUGUUUCGCGAUUUCUUUAACCUUAAGCCGAAGGCGGGCAAAGAUACGGCCGUGAUACUUACGGUCGAGGGUCGCAUGUAUUCGCAGGACAUUUUCUAUCUGCAGGAACCGUGCCCGGAUUAUGUGAAGGAAACGGUUAACACGGUCAUGAAGAUUCAUCGUACCGAACCGAAGGGUGACGUGCUGGCGUUUCUUACCGGCCAGGAGGAGGUACUGCGUGCGGUAGAUUUGCUGAAGGAGCAUCUGGAGAUGGGCGGCAAGGAGGACAUGCAGAUACUGCCGAUGUACGGUACGUUGGCAAAUGCGGAUCAGCUGAAGGUGUUCUUUACCGCACCGAAGGGUAUCCGGAAGAUUGUACUGGCGACAAACAUCGCUGAAACGUCCGUUACUAUUCCGGGGAUCGUGUAUGUUAUCGAUUGUGGAUUCGUAAAGCUUAAAUGGUACUCGGCGGACAGUACCACAGACAGUUUGGUUGUGGUACCGGUAAGCAAAGCGGCCGCAGAACAACGCGCGGGACGAGCCGGACGUAUUCGGAGUGGAAAAGUGUAUCGCCUGUACACGGAGGACGAGUGGGAAAAACUCCCAGAUCAUACACCACCCGAAAUGCGUCGAUCGGACUUAUGUAGCACGGUGCUUUUUCUGAAAGCUCUCGGCAUAGACAACAUACUGCGCUUUACCUUUCCUUCAGCACCACCUGCCAAGAACUUGCUUGCAUGUUUAGAAACGCUGUACGCGCUGGAAGCACUUGAUGAGGACGGUACGCUAACAUCCCCGGUUGGAUAUUUCCUGGCAGAAAUGUCCAUACCACCCAUGAUGGCCAAGAUGCUCUUUAAGGCUGGUGAAAUGGGUUGCUCCGAGGAAAUUCUCAUCAUUAUUGCAAUGCUACAGGUGCAGUCUGUAUUUUCCAAACCGGCCGGUGGCCAGGCCGCCAUAAGGGGACGCAUUGCCAAGCGCAACUUUGAGGUAGCCGAAGGUGAUCUGAUCACACUGCUGAACGUGUACUGUGCCUUCGUGGAGGCGGGACGAACGAAAGAAUUUUGUGGCCGUUACUUUCUCAUCUAUCGGAAUUUGAAGCGGGCACAUGAAAUCAAAACCCAGCUAGCGGGCAUGUUGGAACGGGAACUCAACGUUCCGCUUCGAUCGUGUAAUGGAAACGUGGAAACGAUUUGCCGAUGCAUCGUGGCUGGCUUUUUCCCCUAUGCGGCCUACCUGCACCAUUCGGGUGUGUACAGGACGGUUCGUGGCAAUACGGAACUAAGCAUUCAUCCGCUGUCCGCGCUGUACACCGAGCAGCAACCACAGUGGGUUGUUUUCUGCGAGUUGAUUCACACGACCAAGCUGUUCAUGAAGGAUCUUACCGUAAUCCAGCAGCACUGGCUUACCGAAAUAGCACCGCACUACUAUCACAAGGUUACUGUGCGCGAUCAUAUCUAAAAAAUAUGUGUUUUUAAAUUACUUUAAUAGACGUGCUGUUUCGCA